Chrysemys picta bellii (western painted turtle) is the source of this 3459-nucleotide messenger RNA. It is a transcript of the gene UGP2, whose product is annotated as UDP-glucose pyrophosphorylase 2. The record is from RefSeq and is a predicted model, not a curated record. Gene Ontology annotation, cellular component: cytoplasm. Gene Ontology annotation, molecular function: UTP:glucose-1-phosphate uridylyltransferase activity. Gene Ontology annotation, biological process: UDP-alpha-D-glucose metabolic process; glycogen metabolic process. NCBI's taxonomy places the organism in Eukaryota, Metazoa, Chordata, Testudines, Emydidae.
GCGCGGGGGUGGGGGGCACGUGUGAAGGCGGGCCAAGGAGCCAGGCAGGAUUUCCCCCCCCCACAGCUGGCGGGGAGGGGGGACAGCUGCGGAUACCCCCCAUUUCCCUCUCUUCUCCCCCAAAGCUGCUCCGGGGGGCCCGGCCCUGUCGCCCCCCCCAGGAAGCUGGCACGAGGGGGGGCUGGCUGAGGAAGCCACCCCACUGUUCUGCCCCUGCAGCGGGCGGCUGAGGACACACACCCUUCGGCUGGCCGAGCAUUGAGAUACGUGAGCCCCCCCCCCACUCCCCGUGCUUUAGGGCAAAAGGACAGGCACAGCCCAGCCUCGGCGCGCUCCGCUGUCACCGAAACGAUGGGCUGGGGAGGAGCCCCAGACCCACCAGCCACGAGCAGCCCCACACCGCAGCGUACCGGGGUGUGGGGACCGGCGGGGAGUUCGGCCAGUAAAUGGAAGGAGCCUUCCCGCUAACGUGGGGAGGGGGGCGGCUCCUUGGCGGAAUCAGGAGCAGCUGCCGCUGUUUGCUGGGGGUUUCCUGGGGAACCUGCUAUUGGAAGGCGGCUGGAGCGAGUUCCCAGGGGGGGAAGCAACAGCCGGAGCCAGGGGCCGCCCCAUUCCUGCUGCAGUCCUGCCCUCGGGGGGCGGGAGGGGCGGGGUGGUGAAGCGGAGAGGCAUUAGAUCCGCCUCUCUCAUUGAUGAAAUUUAAAUUCUUGUGCGUUUACCUUUAACCAGUUUGUCCAAGACUAAGAGCCAGCUAUUCCAGGGGACAAGUGUAGGAAGGAGCUGGGAGGAACCGAGCGGAGGAAAAAUCUCCCCCAGUUCCUUCAUUAUUUUUCUUUUUGCGUGUGUGGGCGGCUUCUCUGGUGGGAUUUUUCUUCCCCCAAGGGAGUGAUUAAAUACCCUUUAAAAUUAUUGAUACUAUAUAACUGGUUGACUAAACCAGACAGGGAAACGUCUUCUACUACACAAGGGGGCGACAAGGGGAAAAUUGCCUCGCCUGGCGUUUAUAGUGUAGUUUUGGUACAUUCUCUAUUUAUAAAAGGAAAAUAUUUAUUUUAUUAAAGAACGGGAAAAUGUCACUUGCACAAGAUUAUAGAAAAGCAAUGUCUCAAGCUGGCACGUCCCAGUUUCAAGAAGUCAUUCGACAAGAACUGGAAUAUUUAAUGAAAGUUGAACUUGAGAAAAUACUUGCAACUGCACCUCAGAAUGAGCUAGAGCACACUAAAAAAGACCUUGAAGGGUUUAAGAAGCUAUUCCACAGAUUCUUGCAAGAAAAGGGACCUUCUGUGAACUGGGAGAAAAUUCAGAGACCUCCAGAAGACUCUAUUCAGCCCUAUGAGAAGAUAAGGGCCAGGGGGUUGCCUGUUAACAUCACCUCAGUCUUGAACAAACUGGUUGUAGUGAAACUAAAUGGUGGCUUGGGCACUAGCAUGGGCUGUAAAGGCCCAAAAAGUCUUAUCGGCGUGCGGAAUGAAAACACCUUCUUGGACCUGACAGUUCAGCAGAUUGAGCAUCUAAACAAAACCUACAACACAGAUGUUCCUCUUGUUCUAAUGAACUCCUUUAACACUGAUGAGGACACAAAGAAAAUCUUGCAGAAGUACAGCCACAGUCGUGUGAAAAUAUAUACUUUUAAUCAAAGCAGGUAUCCUAGAAUUAAUAAAGAGUCUCUACUGCCAAUAGCCAAGGACGUAUCUUAUUCAGGAGAGAAUACUGAGGCGUGGUAUCCCCCAGGUCACGGCGAUAUCUACUCCAGUUUCUAUAACUCUGGUCUGCUUGACACACUUAUAGGAGAGGGGAAAGAGUACAUUUUUGUGUCCAAUAUAGAUAACUUGGGAGCAACUGUGGAUCUUUACAUUCUUAACCAUCUUAUGAAUCCACCAAAUGGAAAACGUUGUGAAUUUGUCAUGGAGGUCACAAAUAAAACCCGGGCAGAUGUUAAGGGUGGUACACUCACGCAAUAUGAUAACAAACUGAGACUGGUAGAAAUAGCUCAGGUUCCAAAAGCACAUGUUGAUGAAUUCAAGUCUGUGUCAAAAUUCAAAAUAUUCAAUACAAACAACUUGUGGAUUUCUUUGCCUGCCAUUAAACGACUGCAAGAGCAAAACGCUAUUGAUAUGGAGAUCAUCGUUAAUCCAAAGACUUUGGAUGGAGGUUUAAAUGUUAUUCAGCUGGAGACGGCAGUUGGUGCUGCUGUUAAAAGUUUUGAGAAUUCUUUGGGGAUAAAUGUACCUCGUAGUCGUUUUCUGCCUGUCAAGACCACAUCAGAUCUCUUGCUUGUGAUGUCCAACUUGUAUAGCCUUAAUGCUGGAUCCUUAACUAUGAGUGAGAAACGUGAAUUUCCAACUGUACCUCUGGUCAAACUGGGAAGCUCUUUCACCAAGGUUCAAGAUUACCUGAGUAGGUUUGAAAGUAUACCAGAUAUGCUCGAACUGGAUCAUCUCACGGUUUCGGGUGAUGUUACAUUUGGCAAGAACGUUGCAUUAAAGGGAACAGUUAUCAUCAUUGCAAAUCACGGUGACCGGAUUGACAUCCCGCCUGGAGCAGUAUUAGAGAACAAAAUUGUAUCUGGCAAUCUUAGGAUCCUGGACCACUGAGUCAAUGUUCAGUUUGUAGAUCCUGUUAAAACAACCUUAUGAUGGAAGAACCUGUAGACAUUAAAAUAAGUGGCACACAAGGCCUACGUUUUGUCACCUACUCACUGUACCCUGCAGUAUUAAUUGUAAAUAGCUUUCUGUGCUUCUUUUUAACUGAACACAGUGCAAAUGCUUUCGUCUUUUCGAGGAGUCUGUAACUCAGUUAAUAUAACCUUAAAGUGCAAUACUGUUGGUCUUGAGACAAGAUGGACAGAACUUCUCUAUAAGAAGUUAAGAGGUUUGCCUCUGAUAGUCAAUAGUUUAUUUUUGCAGUUACAAGCAAUUCAGAAGCUGUGAAGCAACAGAUGGCUAGCUCCUUCAUGUAAUUUUUUUUAUGAAGUGUAAAUGACAGGUAUGAUGAUUAAAUGUUUCUCUACUGCUACUAAGUGAAAUAGAACGUUAGAAAUUCUGUUUGUGUUCACAAAUCAUACUUCACUUACGUGGUGUGAAGUGACUAGGUUAAUAGUUAAGCUAUACUAUCAUAUCACAAAUGUAUUCCUAACAAACACUGAGGUAAGGUUGUCAUUAUGAUCUUGUGCUCAAGCUAGAAUAAAGUGUUCUAAAUUUACCCAAAGAAUCUAAUAUUUUUUUAAAAUGCAUCUCAUGUAUGUUUUCUGUUGCAUCCUUAAUCUGCCCCCUUUGCAGUAAAAUCACAUGUUGACUGUACUUAUGCUAAUGUUGUUCAAUCAUGGUGUCCUAAAUAAGGAUCAGUUCCCUGUCCUGAUGUUCAUUCUUUCAAUUCUAUAGUAUUUACCUGUAAAACUUAUUUUUUAUGUUUAGCAUAAGACUGAUAUGUAUCAUUAAAAAAGUUGGUCUUUAAAAACAA